AUGGGUCUCUGGGAAGUCAAAGACGACAAGAAAACCCUGAAUAAGGAACUAUUCCUCAGCCACAUGGAGAAGCACUGGCUCGACUGGGCGGCAGAGAAGCUGUCGCGAAAGGAGAAGCAAGCCUGGGUGGGAAUCACCGAGAUUGUCUACAAGGGCAAAGUCAAGGCCAUGGCCGACCUUCCCGAACCCGACACUUGGGCCGAGGAGUUCUUCUACUCUCGAUACGCCGCCGUUGCCCAGAUCAAGUUCCCGCAGGCCGAUCUCGCGAAAUGGGAGCCCAAUGUGAGCGGGCCUACGACUACCCACACGUUCCAGUUGAAUCGCUUUAUCAAGCAGAAGAGACUGGGGGAGUGUUUCAGACAGGCCACGGAGCUCUCCAAGCGUGCCUGGACCCCCGAGCCGACCCAGAGCGUGUACCCUCUUGCCAAGAGACCUCGCAACCUCCCAGCCAAGGAAGCCCCCGUUGGAACCGGCCUGGUGGACAAGAUGGAAGGACCUCUCAUUUCCAAGCCAGAGGAUGUACUCAAGGUCUUUGCCAACAUUGAACAGCAGCUUGCCUCGGUUCGUGUGGCGGCUGAAGCCAACACCAAGAUUCGCCAGCAGACCGUCAAUGAGUUGCGCCAGUCUCACGAGCAAGAGCUCAAGAAAGCCCAGAAGUACGCUGAUGAUGCCAUCAAAUCCGUUCGUGAGAGUCACCGCAAGUAG
Messenger RNA from Fusarium keratoplasticum, 705 nucleotides. RefSeq lists its product as uncharacterized. The transcript has 2 exons. The record is from RefSeq and is a predicted model, not a curated record. Lineage: Eukaryota; Fungi; Ascomycota; Sordariomycetes; Hypocreales; Nectriaceae. Bases 1 to 705 code for a protein of 234 amino acids.